AGAGGUGGCCUUGAGGGCUUAAGUAAGUAGGUUAUCCGAUCAUCGAACCAGCACAAGAAACUGUCUGGCGGGCGACAGGAGCCCAGAGUGGGGUGGAGGGAGAUGCAGGCGAAUUGCAUUUUGAGGUCUGGGUUGCUGUUUGCCACUCUGUCUCUUGUCAUCGCCAAGCACAAGCAAUCUUCCUCUGCGAAAGGUUGUUACCCAAGGGGCACACUGUCCCAAGCUGUUGACAGACUCUACGUCAAGGCGGCAUGGCUCAAAGCAACAAUUCCAGAAGACCGCAUUAAAAAUAUACGAUUAUUAAAAAAGAAAACAAAAAAGCUAUUUAUGAAAAACUGCAGAUUCCAAGAACAGCUUCUGUCCUUCUUCAUGGACGAUGUUUUUGGUCAACUCCAAUUACAAGUCUGCAAGGAAAGACACUUUGUGGAAGAAUUUCAUAGCCUUAGGCAGCAAUUGAGCCGCUGUAUUUCAUGUGCUUCAUCAGCUAGAGAGAUGAAAACGAUUACCAGGAUGAAAAGAACAUUUUAUGGGAUUGGAAACAAAGGAAUCUACAAAGCUGUCAGUGAACUGGAUAUUCUUCUUUCCUGGAUUAAACAAUUCCUGGAAAGCAUCAAGUAAUACAAGAAGCCAAGUGCAUGGAUUUGAUUGUUAUUUGGGAAUAUAAUGAGAACCACAGGAAAUAAAUUUAUAAGACUGUAUUGCUUUUAAAAAACUUUUGUACAUGGUACUGAUACCAAGUUAGAUGACUAGGUAAAUUUACCAUGAUAAAGUUUUGGAGAUCCAUAAAUUAUCUCUAAUAUGUACAUUUUCUAUAUUUUCAAAGAAUACUUUCAUCCUGAACAUGUUUUAUUAUCCUCAAGUACACUUAAUUUAAAGCUGCAUAAUCAGAAUUAACUCAUGUAAUAUUUGUGGAGGAAAAAUGACAGCUUUCUGGAAUACAAUAUAAUGUUAUCGAGACUUCCAUAGAUGCUAUUGUGAUUAUUAUCUGCUUAAGGGUUUGUAUGACUUUUAAUUAUGUCUGGUGUGAACUUAGCUCCCAACAGAUCUUCAUGUUAAUAAGUAAACUGUGCUUCCUUCUCCUGGAUGUCCUUUCUAUGACAGCGUGCUGGAAUUUUAUUGAGUACAGUGGGUAACAACCAGAUCAGAUCAAAUGGGACAGACAUGUAAACUAACUGCUUGGAAUGGUUUAACGUGAAGCCUUUAACUCAAGCCUCAAAGACCACAAGCUACCAACCUGAGAUGCUGUCGGAGAUUGAUCAUGCUCCUUCCAGGUGCUGUACAGUUAGGAAAGUCGAUGGAGGUCAAAUAAAAGCCUCAAUGCAGCUGAAAUUCCUCUACAGGAAA
Molecule: messenger RNA, 1344 nt
Organism: Lynx canadensis (Canada lynx)
Lineage: Eukaryota; Metazoa; Chordata; Mammalia; Carnivora; Felidae
Gene: IL26
Product: interleukin 26
Exons: 5
Coding region: 103-618 (171 amino acids)
Source: RefSeq, a predicted model, not a curated record